AUGAACCAAAUUAUAACAAAACACUUGAAAAUAACAUCAAAUGAGGAAACACAAUUAAUUCGGGACUUUGUUAAUAGUCUAUAUAAAGAUAAUAAGAAUUAUCAUGAUUUUAAAAGUGCAAUUGAAAAAAAUGGUGAAUUUUCAAAUGAUUUUAUAAAUGAUGUUUAUAAAUUGCUAAGAGAUGAUUCAGUUAAACUAGAAAUUAAUGAGAUUAUACUUGGUUAUGUUUCUAAAAUUACAGAUUAUGGUGCUUUUAUAAGAUUUAAUAAUUAUUCUGGUCUUUGUCAUAUUUCUCAAAUUUCAAAAAAUGGUAGUCGUAUAAAUUCUCCAAAUGAUUUACUUUCAAAAAAUCAACAAGUAUAUUGUAAGAUUAUAAAUAUAAUAGAUCGACCUAAAUUGAAGAUAUCAUUAUCUAUGAGAAAUAUAAAUCAAGAAACUGGUGAGGAAGAAGAAGAAAAAGAAGCUGAAAUACGAGGUAGAUCUUUUGAAAGGACUUUAAAGAAACGAAAAUUAACAUCACCUGAAAGAUGGGAAUUAAAACAAUUGAAAGCAUCAGGUGCGUCUAUUGAUAUAGAAUUACUGGAGGAUGAAGAUGAACAUCAAGAUGAUGAAGAAGAAAUUGGAAGUGCCGAAAUUGAACAAAGUACAAUUAAACCUAAUUUUCUUCAAGGUAUGGAAAUUAAAUCAGAAGCUGUAAGAAUUGAAAAAGUCAUACAAGAUGAUCCUAAUUCAUUAGAUAAAAUAGCUACAUUAGGUUCUAAAUUUGCUAAAAAAUAUAAAGAAACUCAUAAAGAAAAACCAACAAUAGAUCAAGACGAAUUAAAAAAGAAACUAUCGUUUGGUAAGAAAACUACAACUCCAAUUGAAGAACAAAGGAAAAGUCUACCUGUAUAUUCAAUGAGACAAGAACUAAUAAACGUCAUUAAAGAUAAUCAAUUUGUAGUGAUUGUUGGUGAAACAGGUUCAGGUAAAACUACACAAAUUGUUCAAUAUAUAUAUGAAGAGCAAUUAAAUAAGGGUAAAAUAAUUGGAUGUACACAACCUAGAAGAGUUGCAGCUACUUCUGUUGCCAAAAGAGUAGCAGAAGAAGUUGGUUGUAAAGUUGGUGAUAUUGUUGGUUAUAAUGUUAGAUUUGAUGAUAAUACAUCUCCAAAAACAAAAAUUAAAUAUUUAACAGAUGGUAUGUUGGAAAGAGAAGCGUUAAACGAUCCAUUAAUGAGUAAAUAUUCAGUUAUAAUGCUUGAUGAAGCACAUGAAAGAACAAUUGCCACAGAUGUAUUAUUUGCAUUAUUAAAAAAAGCUUGUUCUAAUAAUCCAAAUUUACAAGUUAUUGUAACUUCAGCUACGUUAGAUUCAGAUAAAUUUUCAAAAUUUUUCAAUAAUUGUCCAAUUUUAAAAAUUCCUGGUAGAACAUAUCCAGUUGAAAUUUUAUAUACUCGAGUUCCCGAAAUGGAUUAUCUAAAAGCUGCAUUAGACUCAGUUUUUCAAAUUCAUUUAUCUGAACCACAAGGUGAUAUUUUAGUAUUUUUAACGGGUCAAGAUGAAAUAGAUACAAGUUGUGAUAUAUUAUUAGAACGUAUGAAGAAUUUUAAACAUGUAACAACAUCAGAAUUAAUUGUUUUGCCAGUUUAUUCAUCAUUACCUUCAGAAAUUCAAAGUCGAAUAUUUGAACCAACUCCAACGGGAUCAAGAAAAUGUAUAUUAGCUACAAAUAUAGCUGAAACUUCAAUUACUAUAGAUGGGAUAUAUUUUGUUAUUGAUCCAGGUUAUGUUAAAUUAAAUGCAUAUGAUCCAAAAUUAGGAAUGGAUUCAUUAAAAAUCAAACCAAUUUCUCAAGCACAAGCAAAUCAAAGAUCAGGUAGAGCAGGUAGAACUGGGCCCGGUAAAUGUUAUAGAUUAUAUACUGAAUCAGCAUAUUUGACACAAAUGUUACCUAAUACAAUACCUGAAAUUCAAAGACAAAAUUUAUCACAUACAAUAUUAAUGUUAAAAGCAAUGGGGAUAAAUGAUGUUUUAAAAUUUGAUUUUAUGGAUCCACCAUCAAUGAAUACCCUCUUAAAUGCAUUACAAGAUUUGUAUAUAUUAGAUGCAUUAGAUAAUGAUGGAAAUUUAACUUUAUUAGGUAAAAAAAUGGCAAAUUUCCCAAUGGAACCAGCUUUAGCUAAAACUUUAAUAAAGUCGGUGGAAUUUGAUUGCACGGAAGAGAUUUUAACUAUUGUUGCUAUGUUAUCUGUUCAAUCUAUAUUUUAUAGACCAAAGGAUAAACAACAAGAAUCAGAUCAAAGAAAGGCAAAAUUUCAUAGUUCUUAUGGUGAUCAUUUAACUUUAUUAAAUGUAUAUCAGAAAUGGAUUCAAAAUUUGAAGAAUCCUACUUGGUGUAAGGAUAAUUUCAUUCAGGAAAGAUCAAUGAGAAAGGCAAUGGAUAUUAGAAAACAAUUAACUUCAAUGAUGUUGAAAUAUAAUUAUAAUAUUAAAUCUUGUGGUAAUGAUAUAAAUUUAAUUAGAAAGACUUUGUGUUGUGGAUAUUUUAAAAAUUCAUCAAGGAGAGAUAACCAAGGAGACAAUUCAUAUAAAACAAUUAAUGCAUCAGAGACAAGUGUUUACUUACAUCCAUCUUCAAGUUUAUUCGGCAAAGCUCCAGAGUAUCUAAUUUACCAUUCAUUGCUAUUAACUACUAAAGAAUAUAUGCAUUGUUGUACUAUUGUUGAAUCUAAAUGGUUAUAUGAAUAUGCUCCAAAAUAUUUUAAAUUAUCAGAUAAAAAGAAACAAAAAAUUCAACCGUUAUUUGAUAGAUCAAGUCAAAUGAAAAAAGAUGAUGAUAAUAAAAAUAAUUGGAGAUUAAGUACAAAACGAAAUUUAUAG
Insectozyma verbasci is the source of this 2862-nucleotide messenger RNA. Lineage: Eukaryota; Fungi; Ascomycota; Pichiomycetes; Serinales; Debaryomycetaceae. The record is from the annotation of a GenBank genome assembly.